GGCGCUUUUGUAGCUUUGCCUUCUAGGACUUCACCCAUGCCAGGUAUGACCUGAGCGCUCUCCAGAAGCUCAUCAACUGGAGCAAUGGCUUAUUUCGUCCGCGAUCAGCCCUCGCAUCACUCUUCUCCUCUCCAUCCGCCAGCAUACAUUCCCUCCUCGUCGUCGUCUUCGUCCUCUUUUGUCCUCGUCGACGUGCCACUGCGCUAUCCCCUCUUUGGCUGCUUGCCUUGGCCCGCAACCCUACAAGAUCAGAUAUCUAUCAGCAUCGCACUCAUAGCUGUAAGCACGCUCGUCAUGGUCGCUGUAACCGGCCUCCGAUCAGGUGCAUACGAUCUUCUUUGGAGGUUCGGAAGACAGGAAGGGGAGAGCAAUGAAGCCGGUUCAUCGAAUGGGUCCUGUCGACGUCGAAGAGCAGCACAUACACACGAGCCCGACACAACGUCAGGUGGUGAUUGGUAUCCUGGCCUAGUCAACACGGGCAACACCUGCUUCUUCAAUAGCGUCUUGCAGUCACUCGCAUCGCUGCCGUCGUUUGGAGACCACUUGCGCGCUCUGCAUUGCAAAGCCGAGCAAGCGGAUGUCCCCACGCCCGUCUUGGACGCUCUGCUCGAUCUGAUCAUCUUGCUCAACACACCAAGUUUCAAGCGGCGGCGAGCUGUACGGCCAUACGAGCUCACGCAAGCUCUGUCAAAGCGAAAUCCUCAAGGAGGCAGAGGCGCCCUCCGUAGCCUGGUGACCGCACACCAGCAGCAGGAUGCCCACGAGCUGCUUGUCUUGCUACUCGACGCUCUGUCACAGGAGCGAGACGAGGUCCUCAAGUCGCUCAGUGGGCCGUCUUCUCGCCCUGAGCAGGGAGGCCUGGCAGGCCUGUUAGGACCGACGCUCGAUGUAGUCCGCACGCCCGCUGCCGCUCUGCCGAACCCAUUCGACGCUCUCGUUGCGCAGCGCACAGCUUGCCUCACCUGCGGCUACUACGACGUCAUUCGCAACUAUGCCCAAGAGGAGCUCACACUCAAUGUCCCCUACUCACGGACAUGGGGCGGCGUGCGAUUGGAGGAUUGCCUGGCCGAAUGGGCGCAGCUCGAGGGCGUCGAGUGGAGAUGCUGGGCAUGUACGCUGCGCGGCAAUGCUGCCAAAGUGGGAGCAGAUUUCCAGCGUCUAUCGGUGGAUGCAACGAGCUCAUCGGCCAAGAAGAGGCUCAAAGAGCUGCGAAAGACGCAAAGUGCGCUUCAGGAUGCAAUGAAAGAAGGCGCCAGCGAGGAGGAUUUUCGCACUCAGCACCCCAAUAUCAAGCUCGCUGCGGCACUCGGGACAGGUAGAGGGCCAACAGCCACUAAGCAGAUCGUCUUCUCCCGCCCGCCAGACGUGCUCGCAUUGCAUCUCAGCCGAUCACUUUUCGCCGGCUUCGGAGCAAGUAAGAACGACACGCGGGUGGCCUUUGGGGAGUGGCUAGACUUGAGCGCCGUUUGCCUCGGCGACGGAGGCGUCGAGAGCCAGCCGGCACGCGGUAUGAAUCAGCUGAGUGGCAGCGACGACGAGGAGGACGAAGGGUGGACCAAGAUCGCGGGGCCCCAUGCCGCCACAAACGGCAAUGGCAACGGGUACAGCAAUGGCAACGGCGGGCCGCACCCGCCGCCGCCGCCGCCAUCCUCACCGCCGGUAUACCGUCUCUGCUCGGUCGUGUGCCACUAUGGCGGGCACUCAUUCGGACACUAUGUUGCCUAUCGCCGGGCUCCCACCGCGACGCGCACUCCCGCGACUCUUGAUACCUAUCUUGAUGGGAGUGUCAGCGAUGCUUGGCUUCGCAUUAGCGACGAGUCGGUGCAACAGGUGACAAUAAAGGAUGUCCUCGCCGAGGGAAAGGGGGCGGUAGUGGUAUUCUAUGAGCGGGUGGGGAGUGCAACGCACCAAGAGGCCAGAGAUAGGAGCUACCUACCCGGAGGGCCGGCGGGCAAGGUGUUUGCCAAUUUGGUCGAAGGCGAGGUGGUGCGUUCAGGCAGGAGACCGCGACAGGUCGAGCGAUGGCAGAUCCGAUCUUCAACAUCGUCAAGAGCGGCGACGCCAAGCGCGACGCUGCCCUGACGUCUCUGUUGCGGCGACACAAUGAAAACCUCUUUAUCCUAUCGUGAUGUACGACGGCUGUAGAACACGAUUCACGGCCCGGCAA
Jaminaea rosea is the source of this 2167-nucleotide messenger RNA. Its product is annotated as cysteine proteinase. The coding region runs from base 85 to 2082 and encodes 665 amino acids. Gene Ontology annotation, cellular component: cytosol; nucleus. NCBI's taxonomy places the organism in Eukaryota, Fungi, Basidiomycota, Exobasidiomycetes, Microstromatales. The record is from RefSeq and is a predicted model, not a curated record. The transcript has a single exon. Gene Ontology annotation, biological process: protein deubiquitination. Gene Ontology annotation, molecular function: cysteine-type endopeptidase activity; cysteine-type deubiquitinase activity.